CUGGACGCGAAGAAGAGCCCUUUAGCGCUGCUGGCGCAGACCUGCUCGCAGAUCGGGAAGCCGGAUCCGCCGCCCGCUUCCAAACUCAACUCCGGCGCGGCCGCCGGGCUGUCUGGGCCGGAUAAGGAUUCCCCGCAGCACGCGGACUGCAGAGGUCCGGACGAGAAGAAGGAGUUGGAGAUCGCGGCCAAGGCCAGUCCAGACAGCGCGCCGGGAGCCGGGGGUAACCGGCCAGGCGCCGGCAGCGCGGAGCCCGGAGCGCACAGCGAGGCGGCUUCGGGGCGCAAGGCCGAACCACCGGGCUCGGCGUCCGCGGGCCACGUGGCUCCGGUGUCUCCCUACAAGCCGGGACAUUCGGUGUUCCCUUUGCCCCCUUCCAGCAUCGGCUACCACGGGUCCAUCGUGGGGGCCUACGCGGGUUAUCCUUCCCAGUUCGUGCCCAGCUUGGAUCCUACCAAGCCCAGCCUGGUGAGCAGCAGCCAAUUGCCGGGGGCCUUGGGGCUCCCGGGCAAGCCCCCCAGCUCCAGCCCACUGACGGGGGCCUCCCCCCCUUCCUUCAUGCAGGGAUUAUGCCGAGACCCCUAUUGCCUGAGCUACCACACCGCCUCCCACUUGGGCACCAGCAACUGCUCCAGCUGCGUCCACGACCCCAGCAGCCUGAAAAGCGGAUAUCCCUUGGUGUAUCCCACCCACCCGCUCCACAGCGCCCUGUCCUCCAGCGCCACGCCCAGCCUGCCCAGCCAUUCGCUCUACACCUACGGCUUCAUGCUCCAGAACGACGCCCUGCCCCACAUAUGCAACUGGGUGUCUGCUGGCGGACCCUGUGACAAGAGAUUUGCCACCUCCGAGGAACUGCUGGCCCACUUAAGGACCCACACGACUCUGCCUGGGGCAGAAAAACUUUUGGCUGGUUAUCCUACCUCGGGGCUGGGCUCUGCUGCGUCCUGCCACCUCCACCUCCCGCCAGCUGCCCCGGGGAGCCCCAGCUCCUUACCCGGAUCUCUGUCGUUGAGAAGCCCGCAAACUUUGGGACUAAACCGCUAUCACCCCUAUGGCAAAAGCCACUUGCCCACGGCUGGGAGCUUGCCGGUCCCUUCCUUGCCUGCAGCUGGACCCUACUACUCCCCCUAUGCCCUUUAUGGCCAAAGACUCACCUCAGCCUCUGCACUUGGAUAUCAGUAACUCCAGCAGCCCUGCCCUGGCCUGGCCUCGCCUCCUUGCGUCCUUGCCUCCCUCUGGACUGUGUAUUUAUUUACUGUAUGUUAGCUUAAAGCUGGGAAAAUAAGUGCAUUAAUACACCAAUGAAUCAAUGGUAUGCAAAACGUCUGUGUCCCCCCCCCAUUCAAAAUCUGACCCACUCUUUUAUUUUUUAAGCAACCUGUUUCGUAGAUGUGGGGGGAAGCUUAUGGUGUUUUCUUUUAUCCCCUUUAAUCUUAUUUUUUAAAGGAAAACUUUUCCCCUGGUCCCCGUGAACGCUUUGCAUGAUUUUCAACAAGAUGCUUUUCUUCCUUCUCCCUGCUUUUUCUUCCUUUUUUUUUUUUUUUUUUUUGUUUUUUUUUUUUUUUUUUUUU
This is a messenger RNA of Python bivittatus (Burmese python), 1571 nucleotides long. NCBI's taxonomy places the organism in Eukaryota, Metazoa, Chordata, Lepidosauria, Squamata, Pythonidae. The record is from RefSeq and is a predicted model, not a curated record.